AUGAAGACAUCUCUCAGUCUUGUCGAAUAUAUAGUCCAGAAGAAGCGCAUUCAUACUGAAAUGAUGUGGCCGAGAAGACCAAAAUGCUCCAACGACUCUACCGCCGUACUUGUAUUUGUUUUAGUCAUAUUUUUUGUGUACACCCUGAUGACUUACAAUGAGGCUCAGAAAGAAAACUUCAAGGACUUGGAAGGUAUUGAAAUGUCUGAGGGAAGAAUGAACAAUGCCACGUUGAAACUGCUUGAGGGGAUCGAUGUUACAGAAGCUGUAACUACAGUAACCCCAGAAGUGAAAGCUUAUCUGAAAAUUGCCAUAGUCAUUGUGAUUACAGACGAUACUGAUCCGGAGAACUAUAGAGUUGCUCUAGAUUCCAUGGAGUGCUACUGUAAGAUUCACAACUACGAUUUUGUACUCGCUUUGGACACCGGAUACAAUUGCACACAUACUGAUAAAUUCUUCCGUCGCCACUGUGUGGUGGCGAAAAUCCUGUCCGACUAUGACGCCAUUCUGUACUUGGACGCCGACGUUGGAGUUGUGAAUCCGGAGCGGAAAAUUGAAGAGUUCCUGGAAGAUGGGAUAGAUAUCACAUUUGUUAAUCGAUUUUAUAACUGGGAAAUUGCGGCAGGGUAUUAUCUCGCAAGAAAUACAGAAUAUGCAGUCGGCUUGUUAAAUGAUUUCGCCGACUACGAGUUCAAACUCCCCGAAGGAUCCAUCGGAACCGACAACGUCGCUCUCCAUCUGUUUCUUUCCGAGAAGCUUUUACCAAACUCGACGCUUGAAGUGGAUCUCUGCAGAAAAGUGUUCAACGCGUCCCAAAACUUUGCAGACCUUUUCUCUUUCGAGGCGUGCAUCAAGACUUAUUUCGGAGUUGCUACCCAUUUUGGCAAAGUAAGAAUUAUGAAGAAGGGAACCGGCUGGGCUCGAGAUGGAUGGCUAACUUCUAUGGUGUGGCAUCCUGAGCUGGACUUCAUGCUUCAUGGAUGGAAGACUAAUGAGCUGGUGGAGACGCCGAAGGAAAUUGUUGGUGCUUAUCAAAUGAUUCGAAAUCAAUGGUACAACCCUAUGAACGGCACAAUUAUCCUCGCCAAAUGCAAUCCCGAGAACACAACUUGGAAUAUGGACUCAAGAUUUAUGGGUGAAAAAGAGGUCAUUCUAGCCAGCCUUCGUGCAUUCGAACGAGAUGUUGCUCGGGAACAAGUGAGAUCUGGCUCUAGGAUAGAUAUGCUAAUUUCACAGCCCGAUAAACCGAAAAGGGAAUCUCCGAACACUAGGGAUGCGGAUGGACGGCUGAAGAAGUACUUUUUCUGGUAG
Molecule: messenger RNA, 1311 nt
Organism: Caenorhabditis elegans
Lineage: Eukaryota; Metazoa; Nematoda; Chromadorea; Rhabditida; Rhabditidae
Gene: F41D3.11
Product: Nucleotide-diphospho-sugar transferase domain-containing protein
Exons: 8
Coding region: 1-1311 (436 amino acids)
Source: RefSeq, marked reviewed